GGCGUAAAGCGUACACAAAAUGAAAACAUUCAAAUUAUUUUCUUUUAUAAUAUUUUGGUAGUUUUGCCUUUAAAUAGCCCAUAUGCUAUAAUUAAUCCAAUAUGAUUCGUCAACGAUUCGCGACAAGAGUAACAACAAAGAGAGCAUUUGUUUUAGAUUUAAAGGAUGAUGAUUCAAAACCAAUAGAAAAGUCUACAGAGGAAAAGAAUAGUACUAGUAAUACAAGUUUUGAUAUUGGUACACCAGAUAUACCAGAUGUGGAUUCAAAUAAAAAUGAAAAUGUGGAAAAUAUCAGAAAUUGUGAAGAAGAUUUCUGCACCCCAAACAGUCCACUCAACUGUACUGGAGUACUUAAUGAGAUACUAAAACAUCCACCAUUAGGUACUUCUACACCAAGAAUAGCUGUACCACAAAACAGAUCUAAACAACCAAAUCACUAUCCAAAAUCUCUGUUUAGAAAUACUUCAUCAAAACUGAACCAAUGCUCCCCAAUUAGAAAAUAUGCUAUCAUUAAACCCUCCAGUCAAAUUCACACAUCUCCUAAGAAAGCUAAAUGGAGGCCUGCUGAAGAUGUGCCAAUAACAGCAAAACUAAAGAAUACUUUUUCCUGUUCCUAUUCUUCAACUAAAACUGUAUCAGAACAAUCUGUUACAUCACCAGUGAAAGAGGUUCAGGAUGUCCCUGUCACACCCAAUUCACAAAGUUCUGAUACAUGUUCAGCUUCCCCCUCACCAGAAGUGCCUAUUCAAAAUAAGGUUCUACAAGAGUCUGUUAAAUCUGUUACAGCUUCUGAACCACACCGAUCAACCAAAAGCAAAGGUUUAAGAUCACCCAAAGUAAACAAAAUCGCCAAACUAAGACCAAGAUCAGCAUUAAGUUCACCAAUAUCAAUAGAAAUACCAGCUCUUAAAUCUCAAAAAGAGAAAACACCUUCUGAGUCCAGAAUUAAGCAUAUAUCUUUAUCAAAAUCUGCCAUCAAACAAGUUUCUAUUGAUUCUGAAUCACCAAUUCCAGAGGCAAGUCAAGGUACGAAAUCAGAAAAGAAAAGUAAGGGAACAAAAUCUAAAAAUAAAGUGCCAAGAGAAGUGAAGCUACUAAUGGAACAAUGUUAUAAAAUGGAGAACCUUAAGAGUCAUUAUCAUGCAGAUACUGGUGAAGUGGAAUUUGAGCAGUAUACCAGAUCACAUAAACCUGUCUGUUAUAAUGUAGAUACUAUGUUAGCUAAAUUUGACAAGCAAUCAGUCCCUAAGAAAAGAAUAGCAAAGAGUCAGUCUGAUGUUUAUAACUUUAGUGGCUGUACUGUAGGGAAAAAAGGACAGCCAAAACCCCCCAAAUCUUCCAAAAGUCCCAAAAAGAAAACAACCUCAAAAUCAAAAAAGAACAUUCCUGAAGAUUCUGGAAAUUCAUCAUCAUCAUUCAAUAUUAAAAGAAAGAAAUCGGCAACCAAAGUAAUUUCAGAUGAUGAUGAUGGAAAUAUAUUUAUACAGAAAAAAAGAAAAGUUUCGAAAGACUCUGAUUCUGGUUACUGCAAGGAGACUGGUGGAACUAAGGAUCCAAAGAAAAAGCCCAAUGCUGUAAGAAGUAAAAGAUCUCUAUACACCCGAAAUUAUGAUGAUUUCGAUUAUGAUAUAUCACCAUCUACCUCAACAACAUCUAACGAAAAUCAUUUCGUUAAAUCUAUGAAACACUUGGUGAAAAAAACAGACUUUCGUAAAAUGCGAAAAACCUCCAAAAAGAGCUAGAGUGCUAAUCAUAGAACUGGACAGUUAUUUAGUUCCUGUGUGUGGGUUGUGCAUCAAUGUUCCAAUAAAAAAGUAGAUUCCUACUCCAAAAAUUUCACACUGUAGGAUGUUGUGGUAUCUAUUACACCAAGCUGGUGAAGAAACAUUUUCAUUUCGUAUGUGGACUAUUUGAAUGUCUUGUUAAUUGUACAGGUCCAAAUGAAAUACCAAUAGAGAAUGACUGUCAUUUCCUAAAUGUUGCUUGAAGAUGUUUUAUAUAAUUAUUUGUAAUUAUAAUUACAUGUAUAUUUAAGUGCUAUGUCAUUUGUAUAUAUUUUAAACUGUUUAUCAUUCAAUGUAUCAAUUACUUGAACAAUUUCAUAUUGAUUCUGAUAUCUGUUUACAGUUCUGUUAAUUAUAAAUUCUCUAAUUGCA
Lottia gigantea (owl limpet) is the source of this 2156-nucleotide messenger RNA. RefSeq lists its product as hypothetical. NCBI's taxonomy places the organism in Eukaryota, Metazoa, Mollusca, Gastropoda, Lottiidae. The coding region runs from base 102 to 1742 and encodes 546 amino acids. The transcript is spliced from 4 exons. The record is from RefSeq and is a predicted model, not a curated record.